Saccostrea echinata is the source of this 1450-nucleotide messenger RNA. Its product is annotated as thioredoxin domain-containing protein 15-like. Gene Ontology annotation, biological process: cilium assembly. Gene Ontology annotation, cellular component: cilium. Lineage: Eukaryota; Metazoa; Mollusca; Bivalvia; Ostreida; Ostreidae. The record is from RefSeq and is a predicted model, not a curated record. The transcript is spliced from 4 exons. The coding region runs from base 60 to 1247 and encodes 395 amino acids.
CGGAAAGAUAAAACAAAUGUUUUUAGAUGAUUUAGCAUGAUGCAGUAAUCAAUAUUGCGAUGUUCUCUAUAAAGUUUAAAUUAACAGUUCUUACUGGAUGUCUUGUGUUUUCAACAAUUCUUGCUACAGAAGACUUUCCCAAAAGGAAUGGAGAAAACCCCGAUAUAGAAGCUGAUGAAAAAAUACAAGACAAAGAUCAACAAGAAAGGAGAGUAGUUGACGAUACAAAUGGAGAAGAAAUUCACAAUAUACAAUCAAACAAAAAGGAAGAGGAAAGAGAGGGACAUACAGAAAAAGAGGUCCAAGAUGAAAAGUUUUCAAGUGAGGAUAACCCUGACAUGAAGAAAAUUCCAGAUGAAGGACAAAAGAGUCAUGUGUCACAGGGAGGUGAAUCUAGCAAAGAAUCAGAUGAGGAUGUGGAAGAAUCUGUCAGUAGCCCCAGCACUGGGGAGGAAUCUAGUCAAAGCUUCUUUUCAUUUAAAAACUUUGUGAAAAGUUUAGUGAGUCCAGUGCUGGAAGAGCUAGAAAAGGCUGAUGGUGGCUCUAAAUCUGACAGUAAAGUAGUAGGUGAAGUGAAUCUCACCGAGUCUGUGUCAAACAAUGCCACAAAUGUGUCUGUUCCACUGACUGCAGAGGUCAAAAAUAAGACUGAUAAAAAAAGCAAGUUUACCUGCAUUGGCAGAAACUAUACAACAGAAAAUGCAUCAGUGACAAUUGUUAAUAAUACUCAGUUAUUGUCCAUUUUGAGCUUUGAUAAAAAUGAAACAGAGGGAGACUGUGUCCUAGUAUUAUUUUUUGUGCCAUACUGUAGAUUUUGUUCAGACAUGGCUCCAAGUUUUAAUGCUUUGGCAAGAGUGUAUCCUCAACUUAACAUCAUUGCCGUAGAUGCAGCCCAGUUUAGCAAUUUAAAUGCAAAGUUUGGAACUGUCUCUGUACCAAACAUUCUUUUGUUUCACCAGUCCAGAGCAAUGAUGAGAUUCAACAGCACUGAAAAAUCAUUUGCAAACCUUGUAUCUUUUGUGAAAAAUGCAACAGGUUUUGAACCUAAUACCACUGUUACAGUUCUGCCGCAGGAUUUUGCGGGGCCUUUACAGAGUGUUGCCACAGAGACUACAGAUUAUAUGCUAAUAGUGUCAUGGAUGUUUGUAGUGUCUUGUAGUGCUUUUAUGUUUGUGCAAUCAAAUCUAGGACAACAAUGGAUAAACAAAGUCAAAAUACUGUGGCAAGAGCAUCAGCAUAUUGACUAGUUUAAAAUUAUUAACUUCAUAUGUUUGCAUUCCCAAUCCAUAUUUAAAUUCUUUAAUACAUUUGUUCUAUUUCUAGACAUACAUAAUUUAAAAUUACAAGUAUGCUAUUAUAAACAUCAAUGUAUACUAAAGGUGCAGAAGCUUAAUUCUUGAGCAAAUAUUUUUUGUCCAUGUUUGUGGUAGAAAUAAAUACUUUGAAAUAA